AUGGCAUCUCUUCCAAACUUCGAUGACCUUCCUCCUGUCGAGGGGAUGCCGCAAGGCUGUGCAUGGGGCAUCUUCGACAAAGACGACGAGAAAGAUGUUCUCGGCACCCUGAAUCUACUCACUCCAGAAGUCGUCAAGGAUGCUGUCACGGAGGUACGCCAAGGCGUGUCUAUUUCCUUAAAUUGGCCCAUCGGGAGCAUCAAAAUCCCAGGGUUCUUUCGAAAAAGCUUCUGUCACAAUGUCAUGAAGUUGAAAGACGCAGCAUCUGGCAGCCACUUUGGAUUUGACGACGAGGUCGAAUUUAACACCCAAGCCAGUAGUCAAUGGGAUAGUUUCUCUCACUUCAUGCACCUCCCAACCGGCCUCACCUACAACGGAGCGAAACCAACAAUCGAUGCAUUUCAGACUCCCGAAUCUGCCCCAGAUCUUCCAACACUAGACCACUGGCACCAACGCGGCUGUGUGACAGGCCGAGGCGUACUAAUCGACUUCAAGAGUUACGCGCAGACGCACGCGAUAAACUACGACCAAUUCUCCGGCUUCCGCAUCGGGACCACAGAGCUAGAAGCAGUGGCUACCUGGCAGGGGAUAACCUUCAAAGCAGGAGAUAUCCUCCUUAUCCGAUUCGGGGUAACAGAGACGCUGGGUCAGAUGACCGGUGCCGAGCAGGGCGCUGCGAUGAGCAGCGGCAAGAUGUGUGGGCUGGAGGGGAGUAAGGAAAUGGCGCGUUGGCUUUGGGAUCGGCAUUUCGCUGCUGUUGCUAGUGAUAACACGGCGGUUGAGGCUAUGCCGCCUAUCAUCGAUGGUGUUGAGCAGCCUACCCAUGAGCUUGUGUUGCAUCAGUGGUGUCUUAGUUUGCUGGGUAUUCCGCUAGGUGAGCUUUGGGAUCUGAAAGCGUUGGCUCAUGCCUGUAGGGCUAGUAGGCAGUAUUCUUUCUUGCUUACUUCGUCCCCGCUGAAUUUCCCUGGUGCUGUCGCCAGUCCUCCUAACGCACUGGCCAUACUGUGA
This is a messenger RNA of Penicillium roqueforti, 1008 nucleotides long. RefSeq lists its product as uncharacterized. The transcript is spliced from 5 exons. Bases 1 to 1008 code for a protein of 335 amino acids. Lineage: Eukaryota; Fungi; Ascomycota; Eurotiomycetes; Eurotiales; Aspergillaceae. Gene Ontology annotation, molecular function: arylformamidase activity. The record is from RefSeq and is a predicted model, not a curated record.